AUGGUGACGUAUGGUGGCGUGUGGCAGCAUGUGGUAAGCAGAGGACUACGAGGGCACACCGCUUGUCGCCUCCGUUUUCCUCAAUUCCCUUCUCCCCCCAUAUGCGGCCCAAACCUCCCCGCGCCGCACUCCCCCGUUGCGUUUCAGACCCUCCUGGAGCACGUGAAGGGCAUGUACACGGACUACGAGGGCAUCCCACCUUCUCUCGCUCUGCUCUGCACGCGUACCCUCCUGGAGCGCGUGAAGGGCCUGUACACGGACUACGAGGGCAUUCCGCCCGACCGCGUGGUGCCCACGGUGGGGCUCAACAUAGGGCGCGUGGAGGCGCACAAGGCGAAGCUCAUCUUCUGGGACCUGGGCGGACAGAUAGGGCUGCGCACGAUAUGGGAGAAGUACUACGAGGAGGCGCAUGCAGUGAUCUACGUGGUGGACGCUGCCUGCCCCGAGAGAUUCGACGACGCCCGAGGGGCGCUCGAGAAGGUGUUGAGACAUGAAGACCUGGUUGGAGCUCCAAUCCUGAUCUUCGCCAACAAGCAGGACCUACCUGAGGCAGUGGGCGAGGAGGACUUGACGCACUGCCUGGAGCUGAGGGACCUCAAGGGGCGCUCCGCCAUGGUCAUGCCUGUGUGCGCCUAUGAUGGCACGGGGGUGAGGGAGGGAGUGACGUGGCUGGUGGAGUCAAUGAGGAAGAGCCAACGAGCAGACCUCAUCAAGCAAAGGGCAGAUGCUGCUGCUGCCUUCUGA
This is a messenger RNA of Closterium sp. Naga37s-1, 744 nucleotides long. NCBI's taxonomy places the organism in Eukaryota, Viridiplantae, Streptophyta, Zygnematophyceae, Desmidiales, Closteriaceae. The record is from the annotation of a GenBank genome assembly.